Durusdinium trenchii is the source of this 507-nucleotide messenger RNA. Lineage: Eukaryota; Dinophyceae; Suessiales; Symbiodiniaceae. The record is from the annotation of a GenBank genome assembly.
AUGAUUGUCAGCCUUGCUGAGGAAAAUCACCUCCCCGGGCGAGGGGAUGCUGAAGACACGGUUGAGAUUCCGCUCUCCAUGGUCGGGCGCGUGAUCGGCAAGGGUGGUGAGACUGUCCAGCGGCUCCAGAGAGAGAGCGGUGCCAAGAUUGAUGUGAACAAUCAGUUGGACCCUUCACCCGUCCGUUUGAGCGGCACGCGAGAUGCAAUCACGCGAGCCAAGUACCUUCUGCGCGAGGUCCUGGAUCGUGCCGGGUAUACACCACCAGAAUGGAGAGUGCCGCAAGCCUAUCCAGGAUAUGAUGCCUGGGCCAUGUGGUCGGGCGCAGGAUACGUGCCACAAGGGAUGCCACAAAGCAUGGCGCAAAACAUGCCGCGAAGUAUGCCAACCUGGGACCUGCCUGCCGGUGAUGGCGGCGGGGGUGGAGGUUGGCGGUCAGCGCCACAACUAACGAAUAGCCCAAACGCAGAGUCCAAGUCCGAAGAGAUCGACUUGGAUGAGUUGUGA